CUCUAUCAUAAGAAACACAUCAACAAUAAUAAUGGAUGCAUAGUGAAAAUCCUUUAUCUCCAAUGAAAAACGUUCUAAACAAGAUAACCGGCUAUUUGAUUUCCCAUUAAACCAUGUUAUAUUCGGUUGGUUGUGCGAUUUCUCGAGCUGUGUGUUGUAGUAGUUUAUAUAAUCUGCCUAUGUAGAGAUAUUGGAAUAACAGUGUUAUUUUUCACAUGUGAUGUACUGUUGAUGUGUUGGGCAAAGCUAUAUGGGUUCUUAAAAUGAUGAGGUGAUGUAGAGACAGGGAGAAGUAGCUAAAUGUUCUUUUUCAUUUUGAUCAAAGUUGAUGGAAAAGAAGAGAGGUUGAAUAUUUCUAUGAAGGAAAACGACAUUGUAAUAAGGGAGGCAAAGAUGUGACAAACCCAAGAGAGAGAGAAAAAGAGAGUCAGCGUUUUGGAACUUGAAACAGUGGCAACUAGUAGUUUGGUUGUGGAAUUUCUCACAUUUCUCUUCACUAUAUAAAGUGUUUUGCACUCAUCUUGCCUUGGUGUAUGCAAUCCCUGUGCCUGCUGUGGGAUCCAUAGCCCAAAAUUAAAGGUAUAUCUUUCAAGACCUGGUUCUAUCUGGCCUUAUCAACAAGAAUUCAAACUCUAACUAGAGGCCACAAAGAGGACGAAGAACAGGGUACAUCCCUGUUGCGAAUCCAUCUUUUCACAAAUGAGGAUAUUGAAUUGGAUGCAAGGGAAGAAGCCUAGUGGCAGAAAGGGGAGCAAAAGAACAUCAAAUUCAAUCAACGAUGAGAUAGUGCACAAAACUCACCCAAAAGAAUUCAGCAACUGGUCUCAUGUAUUGCUGGCAAUUGGAACGUUUGGAGACGAGAAUCUGAAUGAAGCACGGCCGAAAAGGUCACAAGAGAAUCCAUCAUCUUCCCUGCAACAACAUCUUAAAGAUCUUACACCUGAAGAACUAAAUAUACUUCAAAAAGAGUUCAAUCUGUUAUUGGCUGAACACCUUAAGCAAUCGGGUCCAACCUUGGAAUUUGAAGUCAGCAAGCAUUGUCCAUCAAAUAUAUUUCUUAACAGACAAUUAACCUUUGGAUCUGAAACAACAAAGAAAGAACUAUAUUAUGAAGAGCUGAUUAAGAAGAGCAAUAUUUUCCAGCAUGUCAUACUCAGUAAAGGCAAAGAUGUAGGUGUGGAAGCUAAUGACACCGCAAUUAUUGGCAAAAAAACUUUAUCCCUCCUUCUCAAGAAGAUUUUUGUCUGUGGAGGUGGUACCGCACCACCUGCUGUGGUUACUCCUCCUCUGAGAAUCACAACUCUAGAGUCAACAAUGGAGAAGAUAUUGAGGACAAUACUCCAAAAGAAGAUAUACCCCCGAAGCUCUAAUGUCAGAACAUCAUCAAAGAAAAAGUACCUGAGGAAGAAAAACAAGCAAAGAGAUGAAAAUGAAGACGAAAAGAACGACAAGACGAGUGAUGGAAGUAAAUGGGUCCAGACUGAUUCUGAAUAUAUCGUUUUAGAAAUCUGAGAAGCUACCUGCCAUGUGUGACUCUGCCAAAGAAAAGAUCACAGUUCACAAGACAUUAUUUUCAUGCUUGGUUUCUUGAUUGUUUAUUUGAAUAUUUAGCUAUUGUACUUAUCUAACAUUUGGAGGAAUUGAAACUGAGCUCAAUUUUAUCUUUUAA
Cucumis melo (muskmelon) is the source of this 1669-nucleotide messenger RNA. Its product is annotated as protein NEGATIVE GRAVITROPIC RESPONSE OF ROOTS. The coding region runs from base 700 to 1512 and encodes 270 amino acids. The transcript is spliced from 5 exons. Gene Ontology annotation, biological process: regulation of growth; gravitropism. The record is from RefSeq and is a predicted model, not a curated record. NCBI's taxonomy places the organism in Eukaryota, Viridiplantae, Streptophyta, Magnoliopsida, Cucurbitales, Cucurbitaceae.